Molecule: messenger RNA, 375 nt
Organism: Aureobasidium namibiae CBS 147.97
Lineage: Eukaryota; Fungi; Ascomycota; Dothideomycetes; Dothideales; Saccotheciaceae
Exons: 1
Coding region: 1-375 (124 amino acids)
Source: RefSeq, a predicted model, not a curated record
AUGGACAAAGACACCGCAAAGGAGAUCCAGAAUGCUCAGGAUCAGUCGACACCUCGCUCCACUCGCAAGCGUAAGAGAGAGGAUGUCGAUCUGGAGGACGGCAUCAAGUCUCCCAAGGAAUUUCUGACGCCUUCAAACAAGAAACGUCUCAAGGCAACCCCGAAAAGCGUCCAGAAAUGCAAGAAGUGCUCCGCACUGUCCAAGAAGAACGACCAGCUCCAGGAAGAGCUCAAGCAGCUCGAAGUUGAGAAGAAGCAGCUGGAGGACGCAACCAUGGAGCACAAAACAUCACUCAGGAAGUUGUACGACGUAUACGACAAGAUGGAACAAGAGAACGAGGUCCUCAAGACCAAGUUGAAGAAGCUCGAGAAGUAG